This is a messenger RNA of Daldinia vernicosa, 2355 nucleotides long. RefSeq lists its product as uncharacterized. The coding region runs from base 109 to 2355 and encodes 748 amino acids. Lineage: Eukaryota; Fungi; Ascomycota; Sordariomycetes; Xylariales; Hypoxylaceae. The record is from RefSeq and is a predicted model, not a curated record. The transcript has 2 exons.
UAACUAUAACUAACAUAGUCUCAUAGUCGAUUAACACGUCGACAUUGUUUCUCACCCCAGCUUAAUUAGCUUAAUUAAUUCUAAUCUAAGAAGGCUAGCACAAACAGCAUGACAUCAGCUGCGGACGAGUCGGAUGAAUAUUUACAAGGCGACGACUCUGAUGAUUUUUCGGACGAGGAUGUGCGGGCAAAUAGGUGGCACGGUCCUAAGUCCACAUGGCAGCGGUUCAACCACGAGGAGAUAGAUACGUUAACAGCGCUCAAGGAGAUUCGCGACAGGGACCUAUCAGUUCAUUUAUACAAUGCAUUUGCGCUUAAGAACGGUCAUAGGAAAGCGCAAGAUGGACCGGUGCCCAAUAAAGAUAUUAAUGAGGCGACCGGACAGCCAGUUCAACCCGACGACUGGUUACCGCAACGGGCAUGGACGGCUUGGCCUAUGCGCGCCGAUAAAGUGCCACCACCGCAGGACAGCGCCAGGAGUCUAUUGAAUGGUCGGGAUGAUAUAUUCACGUUACGAAAGGCCGUUCGUGAUAUGCCGAGCACGGCCCUAGAAGAGAUCAUCGGCGCCGAAAUCUUAAGGACUGCCAAAGAUAAAUUCAACGCUAGGCCCUGGGUUAAGCCGGAUGUGUGUGAUGAAGAGGUAGAUGUAGAUCCAGAAUUGGAAGAAGGUAUCGACGAUGAGGAUUCGGAUGGAGAGACGGAGGCUUCUACAUCGUCUAGAUAUAAGAAGUCUAGGUCUAGGUCUAGGUCUAAGUCUGCUAAACUCGAAGCCAUGAGUGGUGAUGAAAAGAUGGACGUUGACGAGCGCAAACCUGAAAUCGAUCCUCUUAGAAAGUCGGAUAAGAAACCGAGAUUAAGGCCGGUAGUCUCAACAGACGACGAUUUAUCCUACAAUCUCUUACGCCCAUCCGUUCGGCAUAUCCUCACUAAGCUAGACGCGACACUCACUAUUCUCCAUAAUACACGGGAAUCGGCUCUAAAUUAUCAGUCCGACUCAGCGGACUCAGAAGCGUCAGACACUUCGCAUACUAGCAGCCGAAAGCUACGAUCUAGACAGGGCUCACAGACUCGAACUGAUGGGGAAAAGCGCCAAGGAAGACCACCUGGAUCCCUAUCUAAGAAUCGGUCUCGCAGACGGUCAAGAGUAAGGGAGGUGACAGCACCGCCGGCAGAAGACCCGCCUCAGAAUAAGGAAGAAGGAAAAUCUACUAGGAAGCGAGGUAGACCGAAGAAAGCAUAUCCUCGCCUUGAGGGCGAGACCGACCGGAAGUAUGCCAUCCGCAUCGCAAGAUUGCAGAAAAAGCCGAUCCCCGUAUUUUCUGACGACUCCGAUCCAGAGGCCGACUCUAACGCAGAACACCCAGCGAGAGACAGCGGCAACUCCGGCGACGGGGAAGAGACCACCACCGAGACGGGCCGCGGGAGACUAGCGCGACGAAAGAGAAAGAUGAACAAGGACAGCCGGUCUCCCUCUCAAGCCUCAUCUGCUUCCGGGGGCAAACCCCGUAAUGCUCAAAGAUCCGGACAUUCAAGGACCCGUAUCGGCCUCCGCGACUGGAGAGAUGUUCUCGGCGCUGCGGCACUAGCCGGGUUCCCAGCAGACGCAGUCGACCGCGCAGCAAGACGCUGCGCCGACCUCUUCGGCCAGAGCAUGACGCUGCAUACCCUCGCCGAGGGCCCAGCCGUCUCGUCGUCGUCUGGCCGGAAAGCUCCCCUGGGCAGGGUAACUACGUAUGUUCCUGGAAUGCCGCAACCGCCCUUGCUAGAAGAAGAAGAGGAGGAAGAAGGAGGAGGAAAGAGACAACAGCGCACCCGUUCUAUGAGCAUGGCUGCUCCUAGCGCACUGUCCGGGGAUGAAGCCGGCCCGUCUCAGCGGCGCACACGUAGCCGCUCGCAAUCCCGGUCGCGGUCUAGGUCUGCGUCCGCGGCGCCGGGAUACUUUACGUGUUUAUUCGCGGACUGCCCUCGCGCCGCGGACGGGGAGGGGUUCCUGCGCCGGUAUAACAUGCUGCGACACAUGAAGCUGGUGCACGGGUACGUGCCGUCGGAAGGAGGGGGGAGCGGAGGAGACGAAGCUACGGCGAUGGGGGCGGGGAUGCGGGAGGAGGUAGAUAGCGAGGACGAGAUGCACGGGGCUGUGCAUGUCGAUUGGUUCCUGCGGCCGAUUAAGAUUCGGAGGGGAUGGCGGGCAAACGACGUUAGUGAGGAGUCUAGGACUAGGAGGAGCGGGUAUGGGUAUGCGCGGGGACGGGGGAGGAGUCGGGGGAGAGAUAGGGAGGGAGAGGGAGAGGGAGGGGGGGAGACGGGUGGUGAGGAUGGAGAUGGGGAUAUGAGGAUGGGUGGGAGGAGUGAUUGA